Messenger RNA from Aphanomyces invadans, 977 nucleotides. RefSeq lists its product as hypothetical. Lineage: Eukaryota; Oomycota; Saprolegniomycetes; Saprolegniales; Verrucalvaceae. Bases 32 to 910 code for a protein of 292 amino acids. The record is from RefSeq and is a predicted model, not a curated record. Gene Ontology annotation, molecular function: L-ornithine transmembrane transporter activity. The transcript has a single exon. Gene Ontology annotation, biological process: mitochondrial L-ornithine transmembrane transport.
CUUCGUUUGGCUGUACCACGGAAAGCCAGCGAUGCUCGAUCUGAAGGAAACAUCGAGCGGCGCCGUCGGCGCGAUCUGCAAUGUGUACUCGGGCCUGCCCUUCGAUGUGGCCAAGGUGCGCCUCCAGACGACGUCCGAGUACCGGGGCCUUGUCCACUGCAUCGUCCGAACGGUACGGGAGGAAGGCAUGAGGUCGAUGUGGAAAGGAGCGACCCCAGCCCUGUCGAGUGCAAUCAUUGAGAACUCGGUCCUGUUCACCGCCCACGGCGCGUUGCGUCGACUGUACUUUGGCCAGAACUGUUCUACGACAUUGCUGGAUGAAGCAUUGCUGGGAAGUGCCGCCGCUGUGUUCUCGGCAACCGCCAUUACGCCGGCCGAAGUGAUCAAGUGUCGAUUGCAGACGUCGCAUACGCCGUCCUUGGGUGUGCUUGCGUGCAUCCGCCAAGUCGUCGCUGAAAACGGCGUCAAGGGGUUUGGUGCCGGGCUCCCCGCGGUUCUCCUGCGCGAUGUCCCGUUCAACUUUGUGUUUUUCGGCGCGUACGAGCUGUACACGUCGACGUUAGCCAGUUUGUGGAGAGAUGACGACUUGACAUCGCCAUCGACAUCCAGGCGUACCUUGCAUCCCCUGGCCGUGCUGGCGUGUGGUGGCAUGGCCGGCGCCACGGGGUGGAGCCUCAUUUUCCCCGCGGACGUGGUCAAGUCGUAUAUGCAGGUCGGCAACCAGGUGACAUUUCGGCGGGCGUUCCUGACGGUGUGGCAGACGCAGGGCGUGCGAGGCUUCUACCGUGGAUGGAGUGCCGCCGUCCUGCGGUCGUUUCCAGCAAACGGGUGCCUGUUUUUGGGCGUAGAGAUGACUCAUCGCGUGUUUGACCAAGUCCAGCCAGACUCGAACGAUUGGGGAAUCGCUUGAACGAGCGGCGAAAUCCUCUCAUAUUUAAUGGUGGACUGAAUCGAUCUUGCACAUGUGCUUGCCUGAA